Chiroxiphia lanceolata (lance-tailed manakin) is the source of this 2636-nucleotide messenger RNA. RefSeq names its product protein TASOR 2-like. The transcript is spliced from 7 exons. The coding region runs from base 109 to 1956 and encodes 615 amino acids. The record is from RefSeq and is a predicted model, not a curated record. Gene Ontology annotation, biological process: negative regulation of gene expression, epigenetic. Lineage: Eukaryota; Metazoa; Chordata; Aves; Passeriformes; Pipridae. Gene Ontology annotation, cellular component: nucleoplasm.
UGGCACGAGCCCCGCUCCGCAUGGGAGGACAGCGGGUCCGAGGAAUUCCCUGAUCCCGGGGAUGAGGAAUCCGAGGCAUUCCCUGAUCCACACCGUGCCAGCAGGGACAUGGGAUCCGAGGCAUUCCCUCAUUCACACCGUGCCAGCGCAGAGGUGGAAGAGGGGGAAAUCCUCACUUCCCCCAUCCCUGUGUUCCCGUUCCGUGAGCACAGGGAUCCCUCUGGAGAAAGGCUGGAGUUCAGCGAUGCUGAGGACGCUUUGGACACGUUCCCGAGGGCACAGCAGCUCCUCAGCAGGGACACACGCAGGGGCGUGGCCUUUCAAGAUCCAUUGGACCUUUCAUCCAGCGACUCCGAGCAGGAAUAUUUUGGGAGGAACCCACGCCCCCCGCUUCCAGCCAGGGCUUCCCGCGGCGCGAGAUCCGUGGAUGCCGCAGGCGCCAGGACUAACGGCGACGACUCCUCCGUGGAGGGGCUGGGAGACGGCUGGGACCAGGGGGUCUCCAGGGAUUCCCGGCACUCCGUGAUCACCCGGCACCGCCGGGAGAGGCCUGGGAAUUCCCAGCCUCCGAGGAGGCGGCACCGCCGCGCCGGCGAGUCCCAUUUGUUACGGAACAACUUGCUGGGCGACUGGAGGGGCUCCGAGGAGCUCACCCAGAACACCCUGGACAUGGAGUGUCUCCGUUUCCAUUAUAAGCUAAACCAGGUCCUUGGGAAUAGGAAACCGCCCUUUUCUACCUCCGAGAGCAUCUUCCCAAGAGACUUUUCCCGGCGGGACCCUCUGACCCCGCCGUCCGCGCAGGACAGGAGCCCCUUGCAGGUGACCAUCCCACCCUCACACACGUGGCUGGGCCGGAGCAGAUCCCGCUGGCAGCGGGGCCGGCACGAGGAGGACACCCCCGGGGACACCAGGAGGAGAUCCCCAUCCCGCUCCCGACCCCCCUUCUGCCUCGGGAAGCUCCACCAGGACGGCCGGCCGCUGGAUUCCUGGGAGGACGUCACCGUCGUCCUGGACGAGUAUUCCGAGCUGCCGAGGGUGGUGCUGAGCAGGGCGGACGCCGGGAAGGAGGGCGGAGGGCACGGAGAGCCCCGGGAUGCGGGGCCAGGCCCGUCCCGGCGCGGGAGGCCGGCGGCCUUCCAGGGCAUGAUCGGGGAGCUGUGCGGGGCCCUGCGCUCCCACCUGCGCCGCGUGGCCUCCGAGGCCUCCACGCACCCGGGAAUGUUCUACCUGGUGGAGACGGGCAAGGAGCCGUUCUUCGAGAGGGUGAAGGCCCUGCUGAGGAAGGAGGGUUGGGUGAGGACGGAGCCGCGGAGCUUCUGCGGGGGGAGGCGCCGGGCGGGCGACCAGCUGCUCGUCAUCAUCCGCAACGAGGACAUCUCCUCCCACAUCCACACUAUCCCGGGAUUGCUGGAGCUGAAGCGCUGUCCCGGCGUGGUGUUCGCCGGGGUGGACAAUCCCGAGGAUGUCACGGGUCACACCUACCAGGAGCUGUUCCACACCGGGGGCUUCCUGGUGUCCGACACCACAGUCUUGGAAUCCAUGUCUCUGGCCCGGCUGAAGGAGGUGGUGAAGGUGCUGGAGAAGCUCAACAGGAGCGGGAGGUGGAAAGUGGCUCCUUCACUACAGGAGAGCAAGAAGCUCCGAGGAGACCUCAGGGUGACCCCGGAUGCCCACGGGAAGCAGCUGCUCCUGAAGUGGUGCCAGGAGGAGGGGCUGGUGGAGGUGCUGCCCUUCCACGGCUGCGACUCCCCCGGCGCCCCCGAGAAGCAGCUCCUGAGGUGCCUCCUGGGGCUGCAGGUCCAGCACGUCCGGGCCAGGCUGGGAGUGUUCCUGACCCAAAACCCCGGAGCGAGGAGGGAGGUCCUGGAGAGCAAAGGGAUCCUGGUGGCCGACGUGAGCUCCUUCCUGGGCACCCUGCAGGGCGUGGCCGCUCCCUUCCGGAGGAGCUACUGGUGACAAAGCCGAGCCAGGACACGGCUCCUCCCCACGGUGGCACCAGUUGGAGCAUCCCAACCCUUCCGGGACACCCCAUCCCGGCGGAUGCUCCGGGUGGCGCGGGAAGGGCCGUUCGAGUCUGCACAGAAAACUGACUGGGAGGUGGCCAAUCCACCCCCCCCUCCCCGGGGGGUUUUAUUCCCUGUUCCGGGGGUUUUAUUCCGUUCCGGGGGUUUUAUUCCCUGUUGCACCCCAGGACAGAGGUCGUCGUAACGCGGCAGGUUUAUUAUCGGAGCGUUUCCCAGCGUUUUUGGUGCCGCUGACAUCGGAAGAAACAGGAAGAUGGAGAUCUCCAGAAAGCCGUUUUUACUUGAAGGAAGGUCGGGAAGGACAAUUAACCCCCCUCCCCACGGGGUAGUGCCCUGCCCCCCUACACUACAUUUCAGCUCACCCCCCGUUUUCUCACGGUACCAUUUCCCUGCUGGGACUCCAUUCCGGCGCAUUCCAGCACCUGGAAUUCCUGUAAAUAGCCGGGAUAUAGGAAUGAAAUUAAAGCUCUUAUUUAUGGGGGCCGGGAUGGAGACGCAGGGUCGGGGUUUGUCCUCUUCUAUUUUGGGGUUUUUUUAAAUGAAAGCGUUGCAGUUGUCCUUCUGUUGGGGACGGAUUUGUAAAGAGUUUGAAUAAUAAAACCUCAAAACAAA